AUGGAGAGGACCCGCGCCGAGGUGGACGCGACACUGCAGACCGCCAAGCUGGACGCGGCCGAGCUGCUGCCCGCCGCGCACUGCCUGCGCUUCGGGCCCGCGGCCGCCGGCGACGUGUGCCUGCUGGAGCUGGAGCCCGCGCUGUGCGGGCGGCUGCAGGCGGGGCACAGUCUAGUGAUUCGUGGUGAUAAGGAUGAGCAGGCCGUUCUGUGCAGUGAAGACAAAACAUACGACUUGAAAGUAGCAGACACUUCCAACAUGUUGCUUUUUAUUCCCGGUUGUAAAAUUCCAGAGCAGCUGAAGAUGGAAGAAACACACUGUAACAUCAUUCACACUGAGAUCUUUGGUUUUUCUAACAACUACUGGGAAUUAAGAAGAUGUAGACCUAAACUAAAGAAGUUAAAGAAACUUUUGAUGGAAAAUACCUAUGAAGGGCCUGACAGUGAAAAGGAAAAGGAUUCCAGUCACUUAAAAUAUACGACUGGAGAUUUGCUUGAUCAAAUUCAGGCAAGUGAGGAAGAGAUAAUGACCCAGUUACAAGUUCUCAACGCCUGUGAGAUUGGAGGUUAUUGGAGGAUUCUCGAAUUUGAUUAUGAGAUGAAACUUCUGAAUCAUGUAACUCAGCUUGUGGAUUCUGAAUCUUGGUCUUUUAGCAAAGUUCCUUUGAAUACGUGCCUUCAGGAACUUGGGCCAUUGGAACCAGAGGAAAUGAUUGAACACUGUCUUAGAUGUUAUGGAAAGAAAUACACAGAGGAAGGCGAAGUUUAUUUUGAACUGAGUGCAGAUAAGAUAUGCAGAGCCACAGCACAGAUGCUACUUCAGAACGCAGUGAAAUUCAACCUCGCUGAGUUUCAGGAGGUAUGGCAACAGAGUGUUCCCGAAGGAAUGACAACGAGGCUUGAUCAGCUUCAGGGUUUGGCCUUGGUAGAUAGACAGUCAAGACCAGAAAUCAUAUUUCUGCUGAAAGUGGAAGACUUGCCUGAGGGGGAUCAGGAACGGUUCAGUAGUCUGUUCUCUCUGAGAGAGAAGUGGACAGAAGAAGAUAUUGCUCCAUAUAUUCAAGAUUUGUGCGGAGAGAAGCAAACCGUUGGUGCACUGCUCACAAAAUAUGCUCGAUCUUCAAUGCAAAAUGGUGUCAAGGUUUAUAACUCAAGAAGACCCAUUUCUUGAAAAGAACAACAGUUUUUUCUUUGGGACUAAAGUUGCUGGAUAUAAGAAAGUGUUUUUUUAUGUAUUUGUAUUGCAGACUUUGAAAAACUGAAUGCUGUGAGGCCUUUUCUCCUCAUCUUCAGUAUUUUAAAACUAUUGCUCUGUUUUCGUAAAAGUGAUAGGAUAUUUUAU
Molecule: messenger RNA, 1341 nt
Organism: Budorcas taxicolor (takin)
Lineage: Eukaryota; Metazoa; Chordata; Mammalia; Artiodactyla; Bovidae
Gene: DSCC1
Product: DNA replication and sister chromatid cohesion 1
Exons: 9
Coding region: 1-1170 (389 amino acids)
Biological process (GO): mitotic sister chromatid cohesion; maintenance of mitotic sister chromatid cohesion
Cellular component (GO): chromosome, centromeric region; Ctf18 RFC-like complex; chromatin
Source: RefSeq, a predicted model, not a curated record